Messenger RNA from Daktulosphaira vitifoliae (grape phylloxera), 1371 nucleotides. It is a transcript of the gene Pym, whose product is annotated as partner of Y14 and mago. Lineage: Eukaryota; Metazoa; Arthropoda; Insecta; Hemiptera; Phylloxeridae. The coding region runs from base 144 to 1148 and encodes 334 amino acids. The record is from RefSeq and is a predicted model, not a curated record. Gene Ontology annotation, molecular function: RNA binding. The transcript is spliced from 2 exons. Gene Ontology annotation, cellular component: exon-exon junction complex; cytoplasm. Gene Ontology annotation, biological process: exon-exon junction complex disassembly.
UCUCACAAGCACACGCUAAUGGUAUGAGGUAUGAGCUUCGUUUAUACAUUCUUUAAAAUAGCGUGGUGUCCCAGUUUUCUUUUAAUCGGAAAUUUUUUUCUGAGAUUACAGCCCAGUACUUAAUAAGUAUUGGUAAGUAGCCAAUGGCCCAUCAAUAUUUGGACCAAACUUCUGCUAUAUUAAAAGACGAUAAAGGUUACUACGUUCCAGCUACUCAGCGUCCUGACGGUACUUGGCGUAAAGAACGACGACUGAAGGAAAACUAUAUUCCUCAAGACGAAGUUGCGCUAUACGAAUCCAAAGGAAAGAAAUUUGCUUCUAACAAGCCUAAACUUCCACCCGGUGUACCAAUACCAUCUGAUUCUUCAAACAAACAGCGAUCCAAUAAAAACGUUUUAACAGAAAAACAGCAACCCAAACAAGAAAAAGUCAAUAUGCCGGUUGCUGUGGUACAAAAACAAAAAGAACAAACCAAGCCCGAGAAAAAACCUGAUGAAGAACCAGGAACAGACCCUGUAAAAAGAGUGAGAAACUUGAAAAAAAAAUUAAAAAACAUAGAAGAGUUGGAGGUUAAAGUUGUAGAAGGAGCUUCUAUUGAUAGUGAUCAACGAAAAAAAAUAGCUAAGAAAAACUUAGUUAUAAAAGAAAUUGCUACUUUGGAAGCAGUAAUUAAACUUCUUUAUCCUGAACCUCUUAAAGAAGCUAAAAAAGACAAUAAGAAGGAUAAAAAAAGUAAUCAGAAGGAUGCCAAAAAACAACAACCUGUUAAAGAAGUUAAAAAAGAAACUAAAGCAAAUAAGGCGAAUGAUAACAAAUCUGUACCAACAUUGGCCAACACUAAUCAGGCUAAAAAAUCUGAUAAAAAGCCUGUUCCAGUUCAGCAGAAUACUAAUGCAACAACCAAAAAGACUGAGAAGAAUGUUAAAGCUGAGGUUAAACCUAAAGGAAAGCCUGCUCCUGCUCCUGUUGUUGAGAUUUCAGUCGAAGCAGCUAAAAGAAUAAGAAACUUAAAAAAAAAAUUGAAAACAAUUGAUGAACUAGAACUUAAAGUUGCCCAAGGACUAAAAAUUGAUAAUGACCAGAGAAAGAAAAUAGCAAAAAAAGCUGAAGUAUUAGCUGAAAUCCGCACUCUUGAAAGUGGCAAGUAAUAGCUUGAAUAAUAUAAAAGUAUUAAAGAGAUUUAUCAUUUAUUGUCUGUUGAUAUUUAUGAAUAAAACAAUAUUAAAUUGAUUUCAAACCAAGAAUGUAAUAUUAUUGUUUUGAACUUGAAAAGUAUUUACUUUUAAUCAGUGUUUAUUCUUUUUUUCAAGUAUGUUCAUCAAAAUUAUCAUGAUUGGCUUGUAUCAAUUAAAUAAAAUUUACGUUUCAUAA